AUGAUUAUUUCUCCAUUCCUAAAAGCAACCGCAGCUGCUUUGGGGUUGUUUACUUCCGCUUAUGCUUUACCCCGUGCAUCUCAUUCAAAGAGUAGUGUUGCCGAUGCUCAUCCAACUGUCCCAAUAGAAUUAACACUUGGUGUCAAACAAGUUCCCAACAUCUUGAAUGAGACUGCAGUUGAUGCGAACGCUGUAGCAAAAGGUUAUUCAUUACUUAAUGUCACCGCUACUCCAAGAGGUUUAACUGGUUUAUUAUCCUUGAAAGGUGCUACCAAUAUUUAUGGGUAUGAUUUUGAAAUGUUGAAUUUAACGGUUGAAUAUCAAACUAGUGAUAGAUUGAAUGUUCAUAUUGAACCAGUUGAUUUGACUGAUGUGUUUAUUUUACCAGAAGAUUUGGUUGCUAAACCUAAAUUAGAAGGUGAUUUGGAAUCUUUUAACUUUGAUGAAUCUGAUUUGGUAUUUUCUUAUGAUGUUGAAAAUUUUGGAUUUGAAAUUACGAGAGCAAGUACUGGUGAAACUUUAUUUUCUACUAGAGGUAAUCCAUUGGUUUUUUCUAAUCAAUUUAUUCAAUUUAAUACUACCUUACCUAAAGGACAUGCUAUUUCUGGUUUAGGUGAAUCCAUUCAUGGUUCUUUAAAUGAACCUGGUGUUGUUAAGACUUUAUAUGCUAAUGAUGUCGGUGAUCCAAUUGAUGGUAAUAUUUAUGGUGUUCACCCAAUCUACUAUGAUCAAAGAUAUGAUACAAACACUACCCAUGGUGUUUAUUGGAGAACUUCUGCUGCUCAAGAAGUCUUAGUUGGUGAAGAAUCCUUGACUUGGAGGGCUCUUUCUGGUGUUAUUGAUUUAUACUUCUUCAGUGGACCUGAUCCAAAGGAUGUCAUUCAACAAUAUGUUACAGAAAUCGGAUUGCCUGCAAUGCAACCAUAUUGGGCCUUAGGUUAUCAUCAAUGUAGAUGGGGUUAUGACAAUAUUCAAAAACUUAGAGAUGUGGUUGCCAAUUUCAAAAAGUUUGAUAUUCCUUUGGAAACUAUUUGGACUGAUAUUGAUUAUAUGGACAGUUACAAAGAUUUCACUAGUGAUCCUUACAGAUUUCCACAGGAUGAAUAUAAGCAAUUCUUAGACGAUCUUCACAAGGAUAAUCAACAUUAUGUUCCAAUUUUUGAUGCUGCUAUCUAUGUUCCAAAUCCAAACAAUGCUACUGAUAAUGAUUAUAAACCAUUCCAUUUAGGUAACGAAUCUGAUGUUUUCUUAAAGAAUCCAGAUGGAUCCUUAUAUAUCGGUGCUGUUUGGCCAGGUUACACUGUUUAUCCUGAUUUCUUAAACAAUGGAACUCAAGAAUACUGGAAUACUUUAUUCAAGGAAUGGCAUGAAAGACUUCCAUUUGAUGGUAUCUGGACAGAUAUGAAUGAAGUCAGUUCCUUCUGUGUUGGAUCUUGUGGUACUGGUAGAAUCUUGGACAAUCCAGCUCAUCCACCCUUUGAAGUUGGUAAUGCCGCAACUACCUAUCCAUUAAAUUUCAACGUUACCAAUGCUACUGAAUGGCUGUCAAUCUCAUCUGCACUCGCUGCUACUGCAUCUCCAGUUGCUCCUCAACCAUCAUCAUCAUCAGUAUCUAUUGACUCCAAGAACACUUUAGCUCCAGGUAGAGGUAACAUCAACUAUCCACCAUAUGCUAUCAACAAUGCUCAAGGUGAUCACGAUCUUGCUACCCAUGCAGUUUCCCCAAAUGCCACUCAUGCUGAUGGUACUUUAGAAUAUGACAUUCAUAAUCUUUAUGGAUUCACCCAAGAAAGAGCAAUCUACAAUGCUUUGUUAAAUAUUGACAAUGAGAAGAGACCAUUCAUUAUUGGUAGAUCAAGUUUCCCAGGUAGUGGUCAUUAUGUUGGGACAUGGGGUGGUGACAAUACUGCUGAUUACUAUAUGAUGUAUUUCUCCAUUCCACAAGCUUUCUCCAUGGGUGCUUCUGGUAUUCCAUUCUUUGGUGUUGAUGUAUGUGGUUUCAAUGGAAACACUGAUAUGGAAUUAUGUUCAAGAUGGAUGCAAUUAGGUUCAUUUUUCCCAUUCUAUAGAAAUCAUAAUUAUCUCGGUGCAAUUGAUCAAGAACCAUAUGUUUGGGAAGCAGUUACUGAAGCUACCAAGACUUCAAUGGCAGUUAGAUAUUUGUUAUUACCUUACUAUUACACUUUGUUACAUGAAUCUCAUGUUUCUGGUUUACCAAUUUUAAGAUCAUUGAAUUGGCAAUUCCCAUAUGACAAGACCUUAGCUGGUGUUGACAAUCAAUUAUUUGUUGGUGAUGCUUUGCUUGUUACUCCAGUCUUAGAACCAGGUGUGAAUUAUACCAAGGGUGUUUUCCCAGGCGAAGAUGCUGUCUAUUACGAUUUCUACACUCAUAAGAAACAAAACUUUAAGCCAGGUAAGAAUGAAACUUUAGAUGCACCAUUAGGUCAUAUUCCAUUACAUCUUAAAGGUGGACAUAUUCUUCCAACUCAAGAACCAGGCUAUACUGUUGCUGAUUCUCGUCAAAAUCCAUUUGGUUUAAUUGUUGCCUUAGAUAACAAUAAUGCUGCUUCUGGUAAGUUAUACCUUGAUGAUGGUGAAUCAGUUAAUGUUGAAGAAAGCUUGUAUGUUGAUUUUGUUGCUUCUAAUAGUCAAUUGGUUGUUUCUCCAAUUGGUGAAUAUAAAGUUGAACAACCAUUGGCCAAUGUUACCAUUUUGGGAGUUGAAAAGGCUCCAAAACAUGUGACUUUUGGUGAAACCAAGAUUCCAUUCAAGUAUGACCAUAAGACUAUCUAUGUUACCGGAUUGGAACAAUAUACCCAACAAGGUGCUUUUGCUGAGCAAUUCACUCUUUCUUGGUAA
Molecule: messenger RNA, 2859 nt
Organism: Hemisphaericaspora subhashii
Lineage: Eukaryota; Fungi; Ascomycota; Pichiomycetes; Serinales; Debaryomycetaceae
Product: glycoside hydrolase family 31 protein
Exons: 1
Coding region: 1-2859 (952 amino acids)
Biological process (GO): carbohydrate metabolic process
Molecular function (GO): carbohydrate binding; hydrolase activity, hydrolyzing O-glycosyl compounds
Source: RefSeq, a predicted model, not a curated record